Scylla paramamosain (green mud crab) is the source of this 3786-nucleotide messenger RNA. Its product is annotated as coiled-coil domain-containing protein 102A-like. NCBI's taxonomy places the organism in Eukaryota, Metazoa, Arthropoda, Malacostraca, Decapoda, Portunidae. The transcript has 9 exons. Gene Ontology annotation, cellular component: myosin complex. Bases 328 to 2457 code for a protein of 709 amino acids. The record is from RefSeq and is a predicted model, not a curated record.
UCACUGUGGUGGAGUUGUCAACACCAAGAUGUGAGAAUGGAGGAGUAGCGAGUAAGUAGUGCCCAGCGGUGUUGUGAGCUGCCUUGCCUUGCGUGGAGGCUGCCUGCCCUGCCUGGUGCCAGCACACGCCUCACUGGUGGCGGCAGUGCAUGCCACUGCAAAGUGGCACCCGCUAAAGUAGUGGUGAUAAGAGUAAAAUUCCCACACGCGAGUCUCCGAGGAAUGUGCCGCCAGCAGCCUACAGGUGUGUGCUGUACACCUGCCGCCCUCCCUUAGCGCUGUGCGAGGCAACCAAGGUAGUACACUUAAGACCAGGAAGUUGUGAAGAUGGCAGAGUCUGGUAACAGCUCCAUGCGGCGGGUGGCUCAAGCCUCCCUGCCUGGAGCCCAUCCUCAUCCCCAUCCCUCACAUCCCCAUGAGCCAAUACCCCUUCCCUAUCACUGGCAUGAAAAACAGGAAAUGAUGCAGCGGGAGCUGGAGGAGGCAAGAGCCAGGGCCACUCAGAUGGAAAAGACAAUGCGUUGGUGGUCAGACUGCACUGCAAACUGGAGAGAGAAGUGGAGCAAGGUGAGGAGUGAGCGCAAUAAGGCACGGGAAGAGGUGAGGAUCCUGCGUGGCCGCCUGGAAGUGUCUCAACGGGAGAACAGUGCUCUCAAGAGGGAAAAAAAUGACAUGGAAGCACAAAUGAGUCAUCUUAGCAAAACUUAUCACAUGGUGUGUCCUAGAAAAGAUUCCUCUCUGGAACAGCAAGAGGAACCCAGGAGUCAGGGGACCCACUUGCGAGACUCACCAGAAAGAGAUGGUAGCGUUCCUCUGCGGCCACUCUCUCAUCCAGAGGCAGAGAAGCUUUCCACUGAUGAAAUGCAGUUUAUUCGUGAUGCCAAGAACACAAACUUCAGCCUCCUGGAGGAAAUCUUUGGCUCACGUGGCCUGCACCAGGCCAGUGAAGCGAUAGGCAACGGGGAGGAAGGGGUGGAUGGGGAGGGGAAAGCUCUCACCCUGAGUGGGGGAGUGGAGAAUGUGUCAGUGUUUGUCCACAAGCCCAGUGAAGCCACACGGCUCAGUGAGAAAUGUCGUGCAGGGAGGGAAGUGAAGGACCUUAUUUGCGAUGAGUACCUUCAGGACACUGCAGUGCAGGAGGAUCCUGGAACCUGCCAUCACCAUCACCACCACCACCAUCAUCACCAUCCUCCACCUCAGCGAGAGAAUGAUGUGGAGGAGAAGAUGAUUCACACUCAGCAGCACCAGCAGCAGGAGCAAGCCAUGCGAGAGGCAGCAGGAGGCAGUAGUAAUAGCAGCAGCCAGCCGUCCCCAUCCCACCGCAUCUCCACCAUGUCUGACCCGCUGCCAGACACCACCCCCUGCCAUGUUCUCAAUCCCCGGAUAUCAGCCGUGUCUGACCCAACCAGCGAGGUGUGCGGAGGGAGUGAGUGCAGCGAGGGACUCUUUGAGGAGGCGGGGCGUCCUUGGGAGGGUGUGAGCGGGCGUGAGGUGCGGUGUGGGAGCAAGAGGACUAGUGGAGGAGGUGGCAUGGGAGGGUGUGGGGGCUCCUUGCUCGAUGACUCUGGCAUCACACCUGAGCAGGAGAGUCUGGAGCAGCAGGUGACAAUGCUCAAGCUGAGGCUGGAUGAGGCCACCAAGACCAUACAGGCUGAGAGAGAGGAGAAGUCUGUGCUGGACCGAGAGUGCACCAAGUGGCAGGCUGAGACAAGUGAGUUGAGGCUGAGGCUGGAGGACAUGCGAGCAUCACGGCAAGACUUGAUGAAAGAGUUGGUAGCACUCCGUGCCCAGCAUCAGAAAGAAGUGCAAAGUCUGCAGCUGGAAAUGCUGGAUGAGGCGUCCACUAGGGAGUGUAUAGACCGCAGAAUGGCUGACCUCAGAGCAGAGCUGGAGAGAUUGCAGGAAGAGAAUGCUGCUGAGUGGGGCCGGCGGGAGCGACUGGAAAGCGAGAAGCUUGGCUUUGAGCGAGAAACAAAGAAAUUACGUGCACAGCUUGGAGAACUAGAGGAGAGACUGGAUAAGAGGAAUAAGAUGAACACUUCCUGCCAAGACUCUGAUGUGGCACAGCUUAAGCAGGAAAUUGCUGAUAAGUGUAAGGAGCUGUCAGAGCUGAAGCAUGCCCAUGCCAAGCUGAAGAAAGUGCUGGCGGACAAGUCAGUGGAGCUGCUACACUGCUCCCGCCGUGCUGAACAGUAUGAGAGUGAGGUGAAGCGGCUGCGUGCACGAGUGGAGGAACUCAAGAAGGACCUGGCAGCUGCAGAGGAUGAAGUGGAUGGUGCUUCCAACAGUAUGAGGAAACUCCAGCGAGGCAACGAUGAACUUCAAGAAACAGUGGAAAAUCUGGAAGUACAAGUGGAACACCUCCAAUCCCGCCUCCGUUCCUCCCAAGUUUCUUCCCUCCCUCUCCGCACCUCCGGCCUUCUCCAGGACUCUGACGAUGAUGCUGCACAGUUCUGAGUUGUGUUAGGUCACUUUUCAAGGUUGUGAGAGAGCUUCUUGUGUGACCUUACUUUGGUUGCCACUGACCAGCUUUUAACUAUAUCAUCAUCAUCAUCAUCAUCAUCAUCAUCAUCAUCAUCAUCAUCAUCAUCAUCAUCACCACACAAGUUAUUCAGGGUUCUAAGUGGAAAGUCUUCUGCCAUGACCAUCCCCUUGGGAUGUGCUCCAGGGGCAGCCAGCCGUCACAUAAAAUACAUGGAAUAGAUGAUACACUUAAAGGGCAUGUAUUUUGAACUAAUUAAUUUUCACAGUUGUUUCUAUUUUCAGAAUUUUGCAGGAUAUUGCAUAUUUAUCAUAAAAUUUAAUUGUAUUUCUGUCAGCACACACACACACACACACACACACACACACACACACACACACACACACACACACACACACACACACACACACACACACACACACACUAUAUAGUAUGACUGGGCAUCAUGUGACUUAAAUCUCAAUGCAUUUAAAAAAUCUUUGAUUGUUCAUCCCAAAGUAGUAUUUAAUAUUGGAAUACAUAUAACAUACAUCUUGUAGUGGCACGAGUUUAUCACUACAAGGCUAAUUUUAUUGUUAUUUUUGUAUCCCUUGAAACAAAAUACAAGUCUCCUUCCAGAAUAGAGCAAGUAACAGACACUUGUUAAAAACAGUUUUGGUGCUGUGAUAGAUGGAAGAGAUGCACAACCAUGAACCUUUUACAAACUGCUAUUACACUGAUAUAAUGUAUUACUGAUACCUGUAUGCUCAGUAAAAAAAGAAAAAAGAAAAAUAGUGAUAAUAAAUUUUUAAAUAGGUAAGUUACAAUUCACAGUGACUAUAAAUCACAGACCAGCGCAUUUCCUCAUUCCCAAUACAUAUUCAUUUACAAACAUCAGACGUAGAGCUAUACACUUUCUUACCAGAUUUGGUUUGAGUGUACCCAACUUAAUACUCAACUUAAAGACACACUUGGCCAUCAGUGUAAUAUGCAGCCUAAUUCUGAAUAGAAAAAGCAGACAAGUAGAAAUAACUGAGCAAUGUCAAAAUGGUGUAUGUGAUGUACAGCCUCCAUGCAUUGUCACUGUUAAGAUGCUUUGAAUGGUAACGUGAUCACAAGUCAACACUGCAUAUUGAACCAAAAUCAAAUUCUUUUUAUUUCUCUCAUAAAUCAUUAUGUAUAUAAGCUUCUCUGCUAUAGGUUAACAGGUGCUGAUGCUAACAGUGGAGAAUACCUAGGUUACCAGCAUUUCCUUUGUUUUUUAUGCUUCAUUUAAAACAAAAUCCAUUAUGUUUAUCAUUAUGAAUAAAUAACAUAUAUAGCAA